Molecule: messenger RNA, 6142 nt
Organism: Anas platyrhynchos (mallard)
Lineage: Eukaryota; Metazoa; Chordata; Aves; Anseriformes; Anatidae
Source: RefSeq, a predicted model, not a curated record
GAGCGGGGCGGAGCGGGGCGGGGAGCUCCGCGCGGCUCCACCAAGGCGGCGCUCGGCUCGGCCCGGCUCCGGCAGUCGCCGCCCGUCGGGUCCCGCGGGCAGCCGCGCCCCGCCUGCCGCCAGCACCGCCGCCAGCACCGCCACCGGUGCCAAGCGGGGCACGGCCGCGGGCGAUGAGGGGCGGCGGCGGCCCCGCCGCCGAGCCCUGACUAAAGAUGGCCGCGCUGCCCGGGGGGAACAUGGCGGGGGGCGGCCGGGGGGCGCGGGGAGCGCCGCUGCUGCUGCUGCUGCUGCUGGGCUGCUGCUGCCAAAUGGGCCGCCCGCCCGCCGCCUCCGCCGCUGCUCCGCCUGCCUCUUCCUCCUCAUCAUCCUCAUCCUCCUCGGCGGAGGAGACGGUGAUCAUCGGGCUGCGGCUGGAGGACACGGACGACGUCUCCUUCAUGGAGGGGGGAGCGCUGCGGGUGAGCGAGAGGACGCGGGUCAAGCUGCGGGUGUACGGGCAGAACAUCAACAACGAGACCUGGUCGCGCAUCGCCUUCACCGAGCACGAGAGGCGGCGGGGAGGAGGCCGGGCGACGCUGGCUGGAGACGGCGGGGGAGCGGCGGCGGUGGUGGGGAGAGGAGGAGGAGGAGGAAUGGGCUCCUCGGCUGGAGGAGGAGGCGGUGGAGCCCCGCAGCGCUGCGGCAUCCGCACGUCGGACAUCAUCAUCCUGCCGCACAUCGUGCUCAACCGGCGCACGUCGGGCAUCAUCGAGAUCGAGAUCAAGCCCCUGCGUAAGACGGAGAAGAGCAAGUCCUAUUAUCUGUGCACCUCCGUCUCGGCCCCUGCUGCCGCCGCCCUAGGGCCCGGGGCCGCCGGUGGGUUGGUGGGUGCCGAGGGACCCGCCGGCCCCCCGCCCUGGGGGGAGACCACCUGGAUCUACCACGACGGAGAGGACACCAAGAUGAUCGUCGGGGAGGAGAAGAAGUUCCUGCUGCCCUUCUGGCUGCAGGUGAUCUUCAUCUCGCUCCUGCUCUGCCUCUCGGGCAUGUUCAGCGGCCUCAACCUGGGCCUCAUGGCGCUGGACCCCAUGGAGCUGCGCAUUGUGCAGAACUGCGGCACGGACAAGGAGAAGAACUACGCCAAGCGCAUCGAGCCCGUGCGCCGUCAGGGCAACUACCUGCUGUGCUCCCUCCUGCUGGGCAACGUCCUGGUCAACACCACGCUGACCAUCCUGCUGGAUGACAUCGCCGGCUCCGGGCUGGUGGCCGUGGUGGUCUCCACCAUUGGCAUCGUUAUCUUCGGCGAGAUCGUGCCGCAGGCCAUCUGCUCCCGGCACGGCCUGGCUGUGGGCGCCAACACCAUCUUCCUCACCAAGUUUUUCAUGAUGAUGACCUUCCCGGCCUCCUACCCUGUCAGCAAACUGCUGGACUGUGUCCUGGGUCAGGAGAUCGGCACCGUCUAUAACCGGGAGAAGCUGUUGGAGAUGCUGCGGGUCACUGACCCGUACAACGAUCUGGUCAAGGAGGAGCUCAACAUCAUCCAAGGAGCCCUGGAGCUGCGCACCAAGACGGUGGAGGACGUGAUGACUCCGCUCCGGGACUGCUUCAUGAUCGCUGCCGAGGCCGUGCUUGACUUCAACACCAUGUCCGAGAUCAUGGAGAGCGGCUACACCCGCAUCCCCGUUUUCGAGGGUGACCGCUCCAACAUCGUGGACCUGCUCUUCGUUAAGGACCUGGCUUUUGUGGACCCUGACGACUGCACGCCCCUCAAGACCAUCACCCGGUUCUACAACCACCCGCUGCACUUUGUCUUCAACGAUACCAAGCUCGACGCCAUGCUGGAGGAGUUCAAGAAAGGCAAGUCUCACCUGGCCAUAGUACAAAGAGUAAACAAUGAAGGAGAAGGGGAUCCUUUUUAUGAAGUCCUGGGAAUUGUCACUUUAGAAGAUGUGAUUGAAGAGAUCAUCAAAUCUGAGAUUCUGGAUGAAACAGACCUAUACACUGAUAACAAGACGAAAAAGAAAGUAGCUCAUCGGGACAGGAAGCAGGACUUCUCUGCCUUCAAGCAGACAGACAGCGAGAUGAAGGUUAAAAUAUCACCGCAGCUCCUCCUGGCAAUGCACCGCUUCCUGGCAACAGAAGUAGAAGCCUUUGGUCCAUCCCAGAUGUCAGAGAAGAUCCUUCUCAGGCUGCUAAAACAUCCCAACGUUAUCCAGGAGCUGAAAUACGACGAGAAGAACAAGAAAGCCCCAGAACACUACCUCUACCAGCGAAACAAGCCUGUUGACUACUUCAUUCUCAUUUUACAGGGGAAGGUGGAAGUGGAGGCUGGGAAGGAGGGGAUGAAGUUUGAAGCUGGUGCUUUUUCCUACUAUGGGGUGAUGGCCCUCACAGCAUCGCCAGUUCCCUUGUCCCUGUCUCGUACCUUUGUUGUCAGCAGAACAGAGUUGUUAGCAGCAGGUUCUUCAGCCGAAAACAAGUCUCCACCUCGGCCCUGUGGCUUGAAUCACUCAGACUCUUUAAACCGAAGUGAUCGCAUCGACGCAGUGACACCGACGUUAGGGAGCAGCAACAACCAGCUGAAUGCGUCUUUCCUCCAAGUGUACGUCCCGGACUACUCAGUGAAAGCACUCACAGACAUUCAGUUUGUCAAGAUCUCCAGACAGCAGUACCAAAAUGCCCUGAUGGCAUCCCGGAUGGACAAAACACCUCAGUCCUCGGACAGUGAAAACACUAAAAUCGAACUGACUCUUACGGAGCUGCAUGACGGUUUGCCGGACGAGACAGCAAACCUGCUGAACGAACAGAACUGUGUGACUCACAACAAGCCCAACCACAGUAUGCACAGUGAAGGAGCCAUCUAGGAGCUGACCUCCCACAACCCACCCAUCCCAUCUCCUCAGCAGGACCAGCCCUCGCUCCUUCCUGCCUCCUCCCCGAGUGUGAACACCGUUAGUAUGUGCUUGCGACACUGUGCUGCAUCCAGUGUUCUGAGACCAAAGACUUGUGCGUCCGUUCUGGGAGCAGAAGAGGAAGAAACGGGAAGAAAGGAGCAAAGAGCAAGACAGAGAGAGACUAAAGCCCCAAGUGUACUUUGGGAAUGGUGAGCCACCCUUGAGAACAAUGAACAUACUUCCUGCAAAGCAGAAUCAUGUUUAUUUUUUAUCUGUAUUUUUGAUCCUUGUUGGGUUUUUUCCUCCUCAAACACAUAUGGAGAAGUUUAAAAGCUGCUCCGGUUAUUUUUUCAAGAGAGAUCAUGUUUUUAAAAAGUAUUUUGCAGAGUUUUAAAUUGUUUCUGUCCCUCCCCAGCCUCAGAUAGGCUCUGUUGUGAUUUUGUGAAUUGGCUCCAAAGUCCUUAGGCCUCUUUUCACCCCUCUCUGGUCCUUUUUGUUGCCCUGUUGAAGAAGUUAGUAACUGGUACUUGUAUGUAUUUGUGUCCUAAGAAUGAGUAAGCUUCAAGGAAACUCUGGUUUCAGCCACCUGGAGGGUCAAGGGAUGAGUAUUAUUACAUUCUCCCAGUUAAGUUUCAGGGAAGGAGGAGCGAUUAUUUUGGUAUUUAACGAUCCCUCAAAUUUCUGAAGGUUUCUUUGUAAAACGGACAAAAGCAUUGUUAACACUUGCCGUUUUGUAACCUCCAAAACCUUUGUGGGUGUUGAAGAUGAUUCUGGGGGGCAGGAGUUAAUUAGCAAAACUGCAAGUCUGGUGAAAUGAAAGGCAGGUGUCAUUUUCCGUGCUGACCUAAGGGGGUGGUUUUUCCUUGGAGUUCCUGACGGUUGCAUUGUGAAGUCCUGUGUGCACCUGACAACAACGAGCUUUUAAGCACUUGCAUGCUGUAGUGGUCUGUGCACCAUUACCCAGAGCAGCUGUGCAGUCUUUGUUAAAUAACACGGAACGGCCCCUCUCCCCCCACCCCCGUGAGAUCUCUAGUAUUAACACAAAAGAUGCUGCUACAGUUAUGCCCAAAGUACAUCCUCCAGGUGACGGCAAACCUCUGCCAGCGCAAGGAUGGGCUCCGCCGAGGAGCUGGGACCAUCCUGCCCUCUCCAAGAACUGACCAAACUUUCCAGACGCGAGUGUUUUGCACUUCAGGGAUUCGGAGAGGUUUGUUUCCGGGCUCUUCCCAGCCACAUUCCUUCCUUUGAGCGGAUUCAGUGCAUUUCCUUCUCUCUUGCCCCUUCUAACAGCCAUUUGAGGGAUUACCGUGGUAGCAGAGCAGAGAGCCUCCCACCCAGCUGCCUCGUGCUGGGCAGCAGACACCAAUUCCUCCACCCCAAAAACCUGCGUGUGGAUGGGGUGGAAGUGAGAGGCUCCCCGUGGCAGUUGUGCAUCACACAUUCCCCGCUCCCACAGAUGGAUUUUAAAUCCUCAAAUGAAAAAAAAAAAACAAACAACAAAAAUGCUCCCCCCUCCCGAUUGUCCCCCCUCCCAGUGCCGUCUCAAACAAAAUGUGAUACAAGGAGAGAGCGCUGACUCGGGCAUCGUGGGUUACGCAGCAUUUCCCUUCCCUUCUGUGCACCCAGGUCACCUCAGCCGACCCCCAGAGAAGCCUCCAGCCCCAAAAGCAACUGCCAGAGCUCUGUGCCUGCGUGCCUGCCCCGCUCUGGUCAGGGAAGGCACCCUAACACGUCCCCACCCUCGGUGCCCGCCGUCUGGCUCGCUGCCUGCUGCCUGGAAAGGUGCAAUACCCGCUGCGGGAGAUCGGGGCCGGCAGCUCUGGGAACAAACCAGGGCCCCUAAACUCGACUCCUGCAUUAAAUUUUAUUAACUUUUCCCAUCCAAAAACAUCUUCUUAGACUCCAGUCGUGCUCUGCCUGCACCCAGAGCUCAGGGCUGGCUCCUUCCCAGCGAGCCGCGGGUAUUGCACCUUUCUCCCAAGGCGAAGCAGGGAGAUGUCGCAGCGUUUGUCCCUGUCUGAGCGCUGUUCAUCCAGCGCUGAUGAAUGUAAAAGUUUGUCGGAAGUGUCUGACGCGGUGGUGAACGCGAGAUGCAGUAUCUGUGUUGUCAAACCUGCUGCAGGAGGGAAGGCUCGAGCCAAGGCAGCUCCCCCUCGGGGACGAGGCUGCUUGCUAGAUCUGACUUCUGCUUCUUACGGCAGGUGAUGGAUUUGUUUUAGUGUCUGUUUCCAUUAAAUAAUAAUAAUAAAAAAAAAAAAGCCAAAUUUUUCCAACCAAAGCCAUGUGAUCCCAAAGCAAAUACCUCCUGCUUCUGCCCGUGCUGCACUGUUCCGAAAUUUCCAGGCGAUUUUGUGCAUGACUGUUUGUCCUCAUUCGUACGGAUCCAGUAACGGGAAGCGAAACGAUUGCCAGAAAAAGAGUUGCUUAUGGAUGUGUUUCAGAUGGAAAACACGUACCUGCCCCGGAGGGGUUAGGAGCUGCUACUAUUAAUUAGCUUGAAGAGCAAGGCUUGGUCCUCUCCGCGGAGGGGAAAGCGUCCCGUCUCCCUGUUCUCAGGGUAUUUGCAGUUUUACUGUUUAACAAAUGCCAGGGGCUCCCUGCCCUGGUGCCGGGAGCCAGCACACACAGAGGAGCCCCGCACCCAGCUCAGGAUGGCUGCUGAGGCUCCGGACGGUGUUUGCAGAAGCAGAGGUGGAAACGCCCCGGGCUCUGAGGCCGUGCCCGUGCUGGGGGGGCCGCUUCCCCUGGCUCACCGCUGGCCUUCAGGUGGGCUCGGAUCCGUGCCACGUCCCCGCAGCAUCAGGGUGGCGCGGGGCACCAGCGGGGGGCUUUGGGAGCCGUUGGACUUGACCUCAGACCUUGGCAAGGCUUUGACUCAUAGAAAGGAUACUGCAUCUUCCCGUGUCGGCCCCCGCUGCCCGCCGCCUUUCCCGGCCCCCUCGGCCUCCCGGCGCGGGCAGGGGGGCGGCCGGCGGCCCGACGGCCUGGGGAGGGCACCUAGCCAUGGUUUCUACUGUCAAUACAAUUUUGCACAAGAGUUCUUUGAAAGUGACGUUUUAAACACUAAUAUCUUCAAUGCACAACUGUGAAUUAUAACUUUUACACUCCUGUUGGUUGAAUUUCCUUUAAAUGAAAUGAACCCGAAUCUGUUGUAACUAUGAUUUAUUAUUAUUAUUAUUUUUUUUUAAAUUCUGUGUAUUGCCAAAUCUUUGUAAAGAGUGAAGGAAUGUUCUUGCUUUCCAAUGAGAAUCUUUCUCCAAACGAGA